AUGGCCAUUGUUACCUCAAAAUCAACUAGUAAGGCGAACCUCUCGCAAACUUUUCCAUUCGAGAACGCCGCCGCCAACCAUGAUGCUUCAUUUUCUUCAUACUUCAGCGGCAAUGAGGAAGCCGUCGUGCAUAAACUCGCCGAUCAGGCGAGCAAGGAGCAGCAGCAUAACAAUAACAUUCACUUGGGAGCAGAAAAGGAAGCAGCUGACGACGAAGAAAUUGGAGUGUUCAGAGCUGAAAAAUACUUCAAUGGAGUAAUAGAUGAGGAGACAAGCGUCACAAGCCCGAAAAGCGGCUGCAGCAGCACAAAUAAGUACCAUCAUAACAAGGAUAAACCAGUAAGUAUGGAUCACAUGAAGAUAAGGGUUCAGCCGGGGACUCCGAGUGUGCGUUCUGAAUCGAGCUGGAACAGCCAAAGCAACUUGCUUCGAAGCGCGUCGAGAAAUCCUUACCGGACAAACACAACUACGGGAAACAAACAGAGGAAGAACUUCUUUGCCAGCCUUGGCUGCAAAUGUUCGUGUUCAGAUAAGAAUUCGGUUGAUGUGGAUGAACACGUCGGCGAGAUCAGCUUCAAGAAGAACGACAAUGGUGCAAACACAAGCUGCACGACAACACCAAUUAAUCAUAAACCUCCUGGUGUGGCAGAGAUUGUUGAUGAAGUUGUAGUUGAUAUGAAAAAAAACGAAAAGCUCGAAAAGUUAGGAGUUGAGUUGGGAAGAGAGAACUGUUUUACUUUCCCAACUUUAAAAUCCGGGGCGGGGAGUUUGCCGCCGAAGAUGCUUCCCUUUCAACAAGCAGAAGAGGAAGCAGAGAAAGUGAGGAAGUCUCUGGAGGUGUUCGGCUCCCCUGUGUUUGUGAAGCGAAAUAAGUCUUUCGCCCUUGGAAAAAAACUUACAAUGCUGCCGCGGGAUGAGUUUCCGGCAAAUUCUGGUGGUGUAAUCUACAACAAUGAGUCGGAUAGUGAUGCAAGUUCGGAUCUUUUCGAGAUCGAGAGCCUCACCGGCAAAGCAAACCCUUUUCUUGCGCGGCAAGCAUCAGAUGCUGGCUCUGCGACGCCAACGAAUUGUUAUGCGCCGAGUGAGGCGAGCAUAGAGUGGAGUGUGGUCACCGCCAGCGUUGCUGACAUGUCCAUGAUGUCCGACUUCGAAGAUCACCAGAGACCAGCGAAAAUGGCUCCGAAUUCUACAAAUGCCAAAGCAAGAAUGAGCAAGGAAAUUCUGAGGCACCACUCCGGGGCACUGUUGGGUUGUAAGAGCCAUAAAUCUGUGAAAGUUGCAGGAGAUGCACACAGAAGUACAUAUCAACACGAGAAGAACAAUUUCGAACCACAGAUCAUGCGUCACCGGGCAGAAUCAUACAUGGCAGGGACAAGGUUUCAAGCUGAGACAACUAAUAAGCUGGCAAGCUUUGAUGCCAGAGUACAAGGGCAUGCUCUUGCACAGGGACGAAGCCAGAAAUUUAACUAA
This is a messenger RNA of Malus domestica (apple), 1470 nucleotides long. RefSeq names its product protein PHYTOCHROME KINASE SUBSTRATE 1. The record is from RefSeq and is a predicted model, not a curated record. Gene Ontology annotation, biological process: phototropism. Lineage: Eukaryota; Viridiplantae; Streptophyta; Magnoliopsida; Rosales; Rosaceae.